Messenger RNA from Cadophora gregata, 930 nucleotides. RefSeq lists its product as uncharacterized. The coding region runs from base 1 to 930 and encodes 309 amino acids. Lineage: Eukaryota; Fungi; Ascomycota; Leotiomycetes; Helotiales; Ploettnerulaceae. The transcript has 3 exons. The record is from RefSeq and is a predicted model, not a curated record.
AUGCUCAGCGAUGCGACGAUCGCCGCGGUGGCAAUGCUCGUAAAGAAGGAGAAUCUCAAUGGAAGAUAUCGAUUAUCAGAGAUACAUAAGAAUGGUUUAGAAAAGAUGAUCCAUCUGCGAGGAGGAGUUUAUGCACUCCAGGGUGUUUUCCGACGAAUAGUGGCAUGGUCAGACUUAUGUAACGCAACCGUCUGGGCAUGUCAACCCUCCUCCUCGCGCCUCUUCCCACGUUCACGUCAAUAUCAUCACCUCACCUCCGCCGAUACGAAGCCCGCCCUCCUCAACCUCCGCCAUCUCUUCUGCGCAAACUCACCACUCGUGCCUAUCUUCAAAACUCUUCGACUCCUGUCUAGAAGUCUAUCCUCAGCAAGAAUUAUGAACACUGACAGAAUAGAAACAAGUAAUGCAAUCUACAACUUGGAAUUACUACUCAGCAAACCUCCCUCUACCUCCUCAGGCCCAUCGGACUCUGUUCUGACCCUCGAAGCCGUACAGCUGAGGACAGCAGCCCACCUGUACCUUUGGCUAGCUAUCCGCGAACUACCACCAUCCUCGGAACUGGUUCAUAUAAUAGCCCAGAGGCUACUGGAGUCUAUAGUGACACAGUUGUCAACGGGGUGGAUGAAGACAAAAGAGAGGAUGCUGUGGCUGUUAUGGAUUCUGUUUGUGGGCGGUAUUGCUGCCAUGGGUAGAUUAGAGAGAUUGUCGUUUGUGAGAGAGAUGGUGGUUGUUUGUACGAAGUUACAAGUUUGGGAUAAGGAUGCUUUGAGGGACUCUCUGCGGCUUGUUUUGUGGCAGGAGGGAUUUGCUAAAGAGAAAUUGGAGUUGUUGUGGUUGGACAUGGUCCACUCUUGGGAUCUGGAUCGGAAGCAACAGGAACAGUUUGCAAGGAGCUCUCUCCCUUCUUUGAUGGUGAAGAGCUUAAUAUGA